Messenger RNA from Lynx canadensis (Canada lynx), 1683 nucleotides. It is a transcript of the gene FUT1, whose product is annotated as fucosyltransferase 1 (H blood group). Gene Ontology annotation, cellular component: membrane. Gene Ontology annotation, molecular function: galactoside 2-alpha-L-fucosyltransferase activity. The transcript is spliced from 2 exons. The record is from RefSeq and is a predicted model, not a curated record. NCBI's taxonomy places the organism in Eukaryota, Metazoa, Chordata, Mammalia, Carnivora, Felidae. Gene Ontology annotation, biological process: carbohydrate metabolic process. Bases 91 to 1308 code for a protein of 405 amino acids.
GUCGGGAGGGGCGGAGGCUGGGAGUCUCGGAACCGCGCCCAUCUCCUUCCUCCCUCCCCCGAGCCCUAGGAGCCAGUCGGGGGAGGCGGCAUGGAGGGGAGGGCUGCCGAGCCCAGGAUCCCGGAGUCCCGGGUUCCGGGGGCGGCCGGAUGUGGGCUGCACCUGCGGUCGGCGCGCUCCAGCCUCUCUAAGCCCCCUGUGGCUCUGUCACCCGCCAGGAGCUCAGCCAUGUGGGCCCCCAGCCAACGGCAGCUCUGUGUGGCUUUCCUGCUAGUGUGUGUCCUUUCAGCCACCUUGUUCCUCUACGUCCACCAAGACCUCUUUCCCAACGGCCUGGCCCUGACGGCCCUGUGUCCAGGCCGCCGCCCGGUGCCAUCCCCCGUGGCCAUCCUCUGCCUGGCCCCCAACACCUCCGCAUGCCUCAAGCCCCCUGCCUCCCUCUCGGGAACCUGGACCAUCCACCCAGACGGCCGGUUCGGUAACCAGAUGGGGCAGUACGCCACGCUCCUGGCCCUGGCCCAGCUCAACAGUCGCCGGGCCUUCAUCCUGCCCGCCAUGCACGCCGCCCUGGCCCCCGUGUUCCGCAUCACCCUGCCGGUGCUGGCGCCCGAGGUGGACAGCCGCACGCCCUGGCGGGAGCUGGAGCUCCACGACUGGAUGUCCCGGGAGUACGCCCGCCUGAGGGACCCCUUGCUGAAGCUCACCGGCUUUCCCUGCUCCUGGACCUUCUUCCACCACCUCCGGGAGCAGAUCCGCAGGGAAUUCACGCUGCACGACCACCUUCGGCGAGAGGCCCAGGGUCUGCUGAGCCGGCUCCGCCUGGGCCCCACCGGGGACCGCCCUCGCACCUUCGUGGGUGUCCACGUGCGCCGCGGGGACUACCUGCGGGUCAUGCCCCACCGCUGGAAGGGGGUGGUAGGCGACCGCGCUUACCUCCGGCAGGCUAUGGACUGGUUCCGGGCACGGCACGAAGACCCCGUCUUUGUGGUCACCAGCAACGGCAUGGAGUGGUGCCGGGAAAACAUGGACACGUCCCGUGGGGAUGUGAUCUUUGCCGGCGACGGGCAGGAGGGCUCGCCGGGGAGGGACUUCGCGCUGCUCACGCAGUGCAACCACACCAUCAUGACCAUUGGCACUUUUGGCUUCUGGGCCGCCUACCUGACCGGUGGGGACACCGUCUACCUGGCCAACUUCACCCUGCCCGACUCCAACUUCCUGAAGAUCUUUAAGCCCGAGGCUGCCUUCUUGCCCGAGUGGGUGGGCAUUAAUGCAGACUUGUCUCCCCUCCGCUCGUUGGCUGGGCCUUGAGCAGCGGGGAGACUUUCUGGAAUAGCUCGGGCCAGCGUUCUGGGUCUCCGGAGGCCUAGCGGCUUCCGGAGAAGCUUGUGGUAGCCCCGUAGCAGGCGGGCACCCAUUUCUAGAGUAAUCUUAGUUGGCUAGACUUGGAGAAAGAGGACUUGGAGAAAGAGAAACCUCGGGGCUUUCUGUAACUGCCUGGACGUUCUGGAACCAGGAGGGGAUCUUUUCCUGAGGCCUGGCAAUGUCCAGAGAGGCUCACGUCAGUUCUGGAAGGCAAUGCCUUACCCACUGUUCCCAGCACGGAUCCAGGGUACUUCUGGAUGGCUUCACCCCAAAAACGGAGAACUCCCCCCCCACCCCUUCUUUUUUUUUUUUUUUUAAUUU